AUGAGCGCAACCGAGUCCAAGCAAAUGGCCGAAAAAGGACCCGAUCCCCUCAAAGAGGAGCCCGUGGAGCUGCCACCCCUCGAGGAUGUCGCAAAGGGUCGCUGGGAGCGCAGUUGGCCAACCAUUGCCUGCGGUGCUGGUCUUUUCUCCGAUGGGUAUCUGAACCAGAUCAUCGGUCCAGUCGGCACCAUGCUGGGAAAGCUCUAUGGAGAUGCCUACACUAAUUCCACCGCGGCGCAGAAUGUCUCCUCGAUCGUUUUUGCCGGUACCGUGGUCGGUAUGCUGGGCUUCGGCUACACCAGUGACCACUGGUCGCGCAAGUGGUCACUGAUGAUUUCUACUAUCAUCCUGUUCAUCUUUGCUGCUCUCGGAGCAGGAUCUUAUGGCGCUGGCGGUAACAUUGGAGGCAUGUUCGCUGCUCUAACUGCUUAUCGCUUCUUCCUCGGUGUGGGUAUUGGCGGCGAGUAUCCUGCUGGAUCGGUCGGUGCUGCUGAGAAUACCGGAGAGUUGAAACAUGGUCAUCGCAACCGCUGGUUUAUUAUGUUUACCAACUUCCAGAUUGAUGCCGGUUUCGUCAUUGCUUCUUUGGUCUCUAUGAUCUUGGUUUUGAUCUUUACCGAAGACCACCUGCGGGCUUGCUGGCGUGUCGCUUUGGGACUGGGUGUUAUUCCACCUAUGAGCCUCAUGUAUCUUCGACUGAAGAUGAACGAACCGGAGGAGUUUAACCGGGAGCGGAUGCACAAAUUCCCUAUUUGGUUGAUCAUCAAGUUCUACUGGAAGCGCCUGACUGUCGUCUCUCUCAUCUGGUUCCUCUAUGACUUUUCAGCUUACAGUUUCUCAAUCUACUCUUCCAAGUGGGUUGACAUCAUUCUCGGCGCCGACGCCCCAUUGUGGAAGAGCUUUGGCUGGGCUACCGUGGUCAAUGUUUUCUAUAUUCCCGGUUCCGCCCUCGGUGCCUUUAUGAGUGACUGGAUCGGUCCUCGGUAUACCCUCGCUCUUGGCGUUGGUCUCCAGGGAAUCGUCGGAUUCAUCAUGGCCGGGUGCUACAAAUGGCUUGCUACCAAGGCCAACGUUGCCGCUUUUGUUGUUGUAUUCGGAAUCUUCUCUGCUCUCGGUGAAAUGGGACCCGGCGACAACAUCGGUCUAAUUGCAGCCAAGACCAGUGCAACUGCCAUCCGUGGCCAAUACUACUCUUAUGCAGCUGCCAUCGGCAAGGUUGGAGCAUUCGUCGGCACCUAUGUGAUCCCAAUCAUUCAAAAGAAUGCCCCCAACGAAAUCCGCGCCGGCCAGGAUCCUUUCUUCGUCUCCAGCUCCCUGUGCCUUCUGGCCGCUUUCCUCGCCAUUUUCAUGAUCCCGCAGAUUAACCAGGACACAAUUACUUACGAAGAUUCCAAAUUCCGCGACUACCUCGAGGCAAACGGCUACGACACCACCACGAUGGGUAACCACAACCACAACCGCCAGAGCGCCAUCCCGGAACAGGAGUAA
Molecule: messenger RNA, 1488 nt
Organism: Penicillium arizonense
Lineage: Eukaryota; Fungi; Ascomycota; Eurotiomycetes; Eurotiales; Aspergillaceae
Product: putative MFS phospholipid transporter (Git1)
Exons: 6
Coding region: 1-1488 (495 amino acids)
Biological process (GO): carboxylic acid transport; transmembrane transport
Cellular component (GO): plasma membrane
Molecular function (GO): carboxylic acid transmembrane transporter activity
Source: RefSeq, a predicted model, not a curated record